This is a messenger RNA of Ostertagia ostertagi, 1194 nucleotides long. The record is from the annotation of a GenBank genome assembly. Lineage: Eukaryota; Metazoa; Nematoda; Chromadorea; Rhabditida; Trichostrongylidae.
AUGAACACACUAACUUCAUUACUAGGAAGGAUCCAUGGAAUGAUGCAGGGAUCUGCGGAUCGUCAAGUGCUAUGCAAGACUUUCAAAUUAAUGGACGAUGUUGUUAAAGCAUGCCACAACCAUCGGUUGAACUUGAAAAAUUCUCCACCGUUCAUUUUGGAUAUUUUGCCCGAUAUUUAUACACAGGUAUUACCACUCGGCGAGCUACCAUUUUGGGACAACUAUUAUAUGCAAAUAUUUUUAGAAAAUGUGCAGCAGAAGUGCAAGCAGGAGGGGAUCGAAUUGAAGCCAUGCGAGAACGCCAGUGACACAAAGGACGCAUUUGGACGGCCUAAAGUUUUGAGAUUAUUCAAAACUAACUCUAUUUUCGAAGAGCAGUCCCAAGAGAGGCGUACUUUGACUAAACUUUCGCUAGUAUUUUCUCACAUGCUUUUUGAGCUGAAGGCAGAAUUUCCUGAUGGAGAAUUCAUAGCUAAUCGUUUCCGAAUAACAAAAAGAGAGGCAGAAGAGUUUUGGCACAGCAACUUUGAUGAUAGGACCUGUGUUCCAUGGAGCGAAUUUGUGGUAGCAAUUGAAAAGACGCAGCCUAAGGCCAAGUUCAAAUUAUCUGCCCUCAAAAAUACUGUCGACUUGACCUGGAACAAUCAUGUUUCUAAUUUUGAAUUCGAUGUCUUCACCAGGUUAUUUUACCCUUGGAAAACACUUCUUCGUAAUUGGCAGUUACUCACUACAGCACAUCCCGGUUAUGUUGCUUUUCUCACAUAUGAUGAGGUGAAAAAGAAAUUGGAAAAGUUGAUAGAUAGGCCAGGAAGUUAUGUGUUCCGACUCUCAUGUACACGCCCAGGGCAGUGGGCAAUAGGGUAUGUGGCACCAGAUGGAAGAAUAUUUCAAACAAUUCCACAAAAUAAAUCGCUUAUACAAGCCCUUUAUGAAGGUAGUAAAGAAGGAUUCUAUCUAUACCCAAAUGGCGAUUAUAAGGACGUUGACUUGAGCACCGUCAUAGAAGUUCCACCUGCAGACAGAGUGAAGGUAACUAGUGAACAGUACGAUUUGUAUUGCGAGAUGGGGACAACUUUUGAGUUGUGCAAGAUAUGCGAUGACAAUGAUAAGAAUGUCAAGAUUGAGCCAUGUGGUCAUCUCUUGUGCGUCCCUUGCUUAACGAGUUGGCAGGUAAGGCUUCAGUACCAUUUAUGC